This is a messenger RNA of Arachis duranensis, 1178 nucleotides long. RefSeq lists its product as uncharacterized. The coding region runs from base 99 to 1178 and encodes 359 amino acids. The transcript has 10 exons. The record is from RefSeq and is a predicted model, not a curated record. NCBI's taxonomy places the organism in Eukaryota, Viridiplantae, Streptophyta, Magnoliopsida, Fabales, Fabaceae.
UCAAAACAGUGGCGUUUUCACCCCCGCCCCCGAGUAACAAGGUCUUCGCGUCAAUCAAUUAAAUCGUUAGCCGUUAGGUCGUUCUCGUUACCAAAAUCAUGCCACCGCCGCCACCAGCACCAGAUCUUCCUGGGUUUUACUAUGACCCUGAGAAGAAUAGGUAUUUCCCCAUCAAAGGUCCCAUACCAGGCUCUUCUCAUUCUUCAUCUUCAUCUUCAAAGCAUGCUACUCACAAAGCAUCCCAAACAUCUUCAACUCAGGAAAAGAGUAGGAGUUGUUGCAGGAAGCUUAGAAGCAGAACCUCCAAGUUGAUUCAGGCUAGGGAGAUAGAUGGUCAUCGUGUCAUUGCUUCCCACAAUUACAAGUGUAACUUCACUGAGGAGUUUAGGAAAAUACAAGCAUCACAGCCUUCGGUAUGGAAGUAUAAGGGAACAGAUAAGAUUGGUAUUAGUGCUUUGAAACAAGUGCAUGUCCGUGUGCAGACAUUUGAGGGUGAAUGUGAUAGUGAUAUUAUAUUGACAGGCAGCACCAAUGGCUCAUUCAGUCUUUGUGAAGUUGGAAGGGAUGGGGGAUAUUUUGAUGGUGAGGUUAAGUGGACGCCCGAUUGUGUGAAGAAUUAUGCUAAAGGGAAAACUGAUGAGAAUAAUGUGGUGCCUGGUCCAGUUUCAAGACCUACUGGAGGGUCCGUGGUUAUGUCAUCUGGUAUAUCUUGCAUAAGAUCAGGCCCGGAGUGUUCUUCUCAUGCUGCAAAUGGCGGUCCUAUUGUUGGACAUGCAUUGUUUACAACUUUGGGUUCAGAGACAUCCGGUGGGUCAAUUUAUUCUCUUGGCCUUGUGGAAUCAUUAGAUCUUGGGUCAGGUAUACUGAACACAUGGAGCAGACUGGAUGAAGUUGCUUCUUUCAAGUGUACCAUUUGGACAGCAGAAUAUGAUUAUAGUAGACAUCGGGCUAUAAUUGGUACCAACAUGGGAGCUGCAUUGGUGGAUUUGGCAACUGGGAGGAGAUCAUGGUUUUUACGAUGUAAAAGUGAUAUCUUUGCACAGCAGAUUGUUAAUUCACUCAGUGGAGAUAUAGACCCUUCUCUUACCAUUAGAAUGCCUUCAUCUAUAUCCAGUUUGGUAUCACUUCAGUAUGAUGAUCAGUACUUCUUGGCAAGCUCCAUGGACGGAACGAAGUAG